AUGGCGUCCACACUCUUGUCCUUUACCUCCAAACCGCGCGUUUUUAUUCUCACAGACAUCACCAACGAGCCGGAUGAUACGCAGUCCUUCUGCCGGUAUCUUACCUAUUCCAAUCAGUUCGAUACUGAAGGCAUUGUGCCGGUCACCUCAACAUGGCUGCGAGACAGAGUGGCGCCUGAAGCUUUGCAUCAGGUCGUCAAUGGCUAUGAGGCAGUGGUGGGCAAUUUGAAUUCUCAUGCACACCCGGAUUCGCAGUAUCCCUCUCCCGAUACGGUGCGCUCUCUCAUCAAACCUGGCGCUCCCGUUUACGGAAUGGAGGCUGUCGGCGACGAUAUUCCUCUUAGCCCAGGUGGUGAGCUGCUGCUGGAGAGCGUCCUCAAGCAAGACGACCGCCCACUCUGGGUGCUAGUUUGGGGAGGCACAAACGUUCUUGCUUCGGUGCUUCAUCGCAUAAGAGACCGUCCCGAAGCUAAAGAGCUGCGGGCCAAGCUCCGUGUCUACACGAUUUCAGAUCAGGAUGAUACAGGCUCCUGGAUUCGCCAGCAGUGGCCUGAAAUCUUUUAUAUCUGCGCCGUCCAUGGCUGGAAUCAGUACUUCUCAGCCGGUUGGCUUGGAAUCACCUCGGACUUGGGCGAGCACGGCGGCCCAGACCAAAGCAUCGUGUCCAAUGAAUGGUUGAGGAAGCAUAUCCAGAUAGGACCGCUUGGAAAGGAGUAUCCUGAUGUCGAGUACGGCAUGGAAGGAGACACUCCGACCUUCCUCUAUUUGAUCCAGAACGGUCUCGGUGUUCCCGAACAGCCAUCCUGGGGAUCAUGGGGUGGCCGGUUUCUACCUGUGAAUGUUAGCGACAAGGGACUUCCCAAGCAGGGCCACAUUGCAGACGCUGCGGACAAGGUUAAAGGAAUGGAUGGCAAGGAUUAUAUAUCCAACAAGGCCACAAUCUGGCGUUGGAGAAGCGCUUUUCAGAACGACUUUGCCGCUCGGAUACAAUGGACGUUAACCUCUGACUUUUCAAAGGUCAACCAUAGUCCUGUAGCAGUUGUGAACGGCAACAAAGGACUCGACACUGUCUUCAUCGAUGUCAAGGCUGGCACUACUAUUGUGGUGGAUGCCUCUGAAAGCUACGAUCCUGAUGGGGACGCGAUAUCGUUCAACUGGUUCCAAUACCAUGAACCCAGUGCGAUUCACUACUUUCACCUCUUUGAGGUCGUUGACCUUGGCAUAAAACCUCUUGGGAAUGGCGAGAAAGUAGAGGUGACUGUGCCUCCUGCUGAAAAAUCCUGCUAUAUUGAGAGACAGAAGCGCGCGGUUGAAAAGGGCUCACCGCUGCACCUGAUCCUGGAAGUGAAGGACAACGGCACACCGCAAAUGACUUCGUAUCGCAGAAUUGUAAUUCAGCCUCUUAGAGAAGCCCCAUAG
Messenger RNA from Clonostachys byssicola, 1419 nucleotides. Lineage: Eukaryota; Fungi; Ascomycota; Sordariomycetes; Hypocreales; Bionectriaceae. The record is from the annotation of a GenBank genome assembly.